This is a messenger RNA of Babesia ovata, 1773 nucleotides long. Its product is annotated as nucleolar GTP-binding protein. The record is from RefSeq and is a predicted model, not a curated record. The transcript has 3 exons. Bases 1 to 1773 code for a protein of 590 amino acids. Gene Ontology annotation, biological process: ribosomal large subunit biogenesis. Gene Ontology annotation, cellular component: nucleolus. Gene Ontology annotation, molecular function: GTP binding; GTPase activity; RNA binding. NCBI's taxonomy places the organism in Eukaryota, Apicomplexa, Aconoidasida, Piroplasmida, Babesiidae.
AUGGCAAGCGGGACGCAAACGUAUAAUUUUAAGGGUAUCACCACGAUCCCUACGGCCACGGCGCUGCUGGACACCGUGCUGUCGGAAACCCAGCGCCGCACGCCAACGGAGGUCCACAAGCAGUUCAAGAUAUCCCGUAUUCGGAAGUUCUACAUGCGCAAGGUGAAGUAUGUGCAGCAGGCUUUCCGAGACCGGCUUCAACGCAUCUUGAGCCAGUUGCCUCAGUUGGAUGACAUCCACCCCUUUUACAGCGACCUAUUCAAUGUGCUGUAUGACCGUGACCACUACAAGCUCGCAUUGGGGCAUUGCAAUGCAGCUCGUCGUCACCUGGACAAAAUCGCAAAAGAGCACGUAGGAUUGAUCAAGUAUGCGAUCUCCGCUUAUCGCUGUAAGUCGCUCAAGGUCGCCGGCCUGGGUCGCAUGGCCAAGGUCAUCCGCAAGCUGGCUGGCAGUUUAAAGUAUCUGGAGGAUGUGAGGCAGCACAUGUCCCGUCUGCCUUCGAUCAACCCCUACACGAGGACCCUGUUGCUGACCGGUUACCCAAAUGUGGGUAAAUCCAGUUUCAUGAACAAGGUCAGCAAGGCCAACGUGGACGUUCAGCCGUACAGCUUCACCACGAAGAGUCUGUACGUGGGCCACUUCGAUCACGACUACCUGCGUUGGCAGGUGAUCGAUACACCCGGUCUGCUGGACCACCCCCUGGACGAGCGCAACACCAUCGAGAUGACAGCCAUUACUGCACUCGCGCACAUAUACUGCGCAGUGUUGUUCUUCAUUGAUGUCAGCGAGUCCUGCGGUUACUCGAUCGAGCAGCAGGUUGCGCUCUUCGAGUCAAUCCGCCCGCUGUUCAAGGACAAGCCUACAUUGGUGGUGCUGAAUAAGAUCGAUUUGGGCCCAUUUGACAUGAAUCGCAUGGUUAGUUUGGAUGGUUUACGCUGGGUAAAGGUGUCUGCCUUGACUGGCGAGAACGUGGACGACGCCAAGAUUGCCGCUUGCCGGCUCUUGCUCGAGUCGCGUUUGGAGAAAAAGCUGAGCCAAGCGCCGCAGAGCGCGGUGCUUAAGUUGGCUUACGUGACCAACGUUACCCCUAACCCUUCUCGUCCCCCCGCUGAGCGUCCUGAACACGCUGGUUCCGGAGAGGUCGAAACCGAGAAGCAAUUGGAGGCGAUGGGCGGUGGUCCUGGUGUAUACUCCAUAGACCAACGCAAGAAUCACAUAUUGGCUGACGACGAUUGGAAAUACGACGAGGUGCCCGAGAUUUAUCGCGGGCGCAACGUGGUCGACUACGCGUACCCCGGUAACGAGGAGACCUUGCGCCGCCUGGAGAAGGAAGAGGAGCUGCUGUUGCGCCAACUCGCGGAUGACACCAUCGAUGACGAAUGGGAGGACCUUGCCGAACGUGAGGCAUCGUUGCACUCCCGCAUUCGCCAGGUGAAGUUCGAGAGCUCGCUGAAGCGCAAGAAGGGCGGACCAGUGCUGAACGAGACCAUAAAGGUCAAGAAGAUGCGCAGCAAGGGCAAGGAUCGCAUCAAGUUGCACCAGCGUGCAUCUCGUCUUGCGCCAAUGCCCAUCGACACAAUUGAGGGCAAGCUCGAGGAGGCCAAGAGUCGCCAGAGGCAGGGCCAAGGUGAAUCAGUGUCCUUCGCUCGCCCUAAGGCGCGUGUCAAGGUCCCCAAGGGCACAUUCAGCGAACACGAUCGCACGAUAGCGGUGAAGCGUCCGAAGCACAUGUUCACCGGCAAGCGCACGUUGGGUAAAACAUCCCGCCGUUGA